UUAAGCAUGGCUGAGGCCCCACCAUACGUCAUGCGCUAAGGCCGCCUUGGCGGGCAGAACCUCUAAAUCGCGACUGGGCGCAGAACUUGUCCAUCAUUAUUCAUCAACAGACAUGAACCACGAGGACGACGAUCAAAACUGGAAGUCACGAGCCCUUGCCGCCGCAGUCUACAGUUACGAAAAGCCCGAAACGAAGAGCGAGGGAUGCGUUAUAUGUCUGCGGGAUGAGGUGGUCGAUCCCUGUACCGUGCAGCCAUGUGGUCACAGAUUGGGAUGCUGGGAAUGCGUGCUGAAGGGGAUUAACCUCUUGGGGCACUGCUGGCUAUGCCGCACGAAGGUUCUAAGUCUAAUUUGCGAGCGGACAGGCGAGGUCGUCCCCAGUGAUCAUCUCGGACGCGAAAGCCAGAAUGCAGCACCUGACCACGACGUGCCAGCAGAGGCCAUCGCGAUCACGACGAACCUCGAGCGACAGCAGAUUGAGCAACGUCAAGCAGUCUACCGCCAUGCCAUGUACUCAAAGCACAUAGGCUCGACCCGUCGUACGGGAUAUCGUGAAUUGACGCCGCAAGAUUUCCUUCGCGACCCGUCUCUCGUUUCCCGCGCGCGCAUGUUUAUCCGCCGCGAGUUGCAUGUGUUCACCUUGCAGCAGCCUUCAAGAAGCAUAUGCAGAGCGGCGAGGGCAAACAUGGCGCGACGGCGGGCGCAGAAUGCCGAAUUCUUACUCGAGUACAUCAUUGCGAUCCUCAAGACAGUCGACAUGAUGGGCUGGGCUGGCGAGGCUGAGAAAAUGAUUGGCGAGUAUCUGGGCCGUCAGCAUGCGAAGCUCUUUCUGCAUGAGCUGCGUUCGUGGCUCAGAAGCCCAUAUCAGCGACUUGAUGAGUGGGACGCGGUCGUGCAGUAUGCUCGACACGCACCCGAAGAAGUCUCACGCAAAGAGGCGCUUGGCGAGGACGCUGAAGAGGUCCCUUUCGGUGCAGAUGGGGACGGAAAGCCAUAUGUGUCAAGACGUGCGCGUGAGGGUGACUGCUAUCGUCCUCGAUACAGCGACAGGAAGGCUGGUCGGCCUGGCCGUUCCAAAUGAUCUGACUGACCUGGAGAACUACAAUACCAUUUAUGACUGCGUACGAUAGACGAUGAGAUACCCUGAAAAUAAUUAAACCUUCUUCUGCCUCACAUGCCUACAGGUAGUCAAG
Molecule: messenger RNA, 1193 nt
Organism: Emericellopsis atlantica
Lineage: Eukaryota; Fungi; Ascomycota; Sordariomycetes; Hypocreales; Bionectriaceae
Exons: 1
Coding region: 113-1081 (322 amino acids)
Biological process (GO): protein polyubiquitination; protein monoubiquitination
Molecular function (GO): ubiquitin protein ligase activity
Source: RefSeq, a predicted model, not a curated record